AGCGCGGCGUGUUGUUGACAGCCGCCCGGGCGGACCGGGAAGUGAGCGUGUGAGGGCGCGGGGGCUCGGGGCCGCUCCGUCUGAAGAAGGAAAGGAGAAAUGAGCCAAGCCAGGAGGCCGCCGAGCCGCGGCGGCACUGCCGCCGGCAGGCAGAUGCCUUUGCUGAUGGACUUCUCUCCGGAGGCGAUGAUGGCAAACGACGCUGGAGAUGACGCAGCCGAGCUGGAGGCCGAGCUACUGGCUAUUGUGGGAGGCCAGCCUGAUCCAGAAGGAAAACCCAAGGGGAAAACGCCCUUGCCGAUGGAAGCAAUCGAGAGGAUGGCUGCUCUCUGCAUGAAAGACCUGGAUGAAGAGGAGCGAGACGACGAGGAAGAUCUGGAAGACGAAGAUGACCUCUUGGCGGAGCUCCAGGAAGUACUUGGUGAAGGGGAAGAGAGCGCAGAUGCCCCGGUACCAGCUGCAAAGGUGGGCGAAACGCCUCGCGAGUGCAGCAGCACCGAGUCCACGCUGGCCGAGAGGGUGGACAUGUACAAAACGGCCAUCGCCAACGCCAAGCAGGCUGGAGACUGCUCCAAGGUGCGCCGCUACGAGAGGGGCCUCAAGACCCUAGAGAACAUGCUGACCUCUGUGAGGAAGGGAAAGAAGAUCGCCGAGGAGGAAAUCCCGCCACCGGUGGCUCUGGGGAAGAGCGUGAGCUCCCAGCAGCCCUCCCCUUCGGCAGCAGCGUCGCCCCUUCCCAGCUCCACGCCUGCAGCAAGCCCGGACUCGCCACCGCCUCCUGCGCAGCCGCCUCUUGUCUCUCCCCCCAAGCCCCUACCCAAGUCACAGCCGCCUCCUGUUCUCCCAAAGCCUCAGGUCUCGCCUGGCCCUGCUUUACCUGUCGGCUCUCCAGAGAAAAAAACGGUUUCUCGCUUUUCAGGGCCCGGCCCAGCCGGCACCGCGGCCCUGCUGCAGGGCCGGCAGCGGGAUUACAAGCUGGCAGCCCUGCGUGCGAAGCAGCAGGGAGACGUGGAGAUGGCCACGAAAUACUACCGCGUCGCAAAGAGCUUUGACUCCCUGUUAGAAGCUUUGGGGAAGGGCCAUCCGGUGGAUCCGAGCAGCGUGCCCCCUCCUCCCGACCAGCUGCCUAAGGAGCUGCUGUCGCCCGGCCAGCAGCAGUCUGCCGCGCCAACGCCAGCGGUCGCGCCUGAAGCGAAACCGGCCUCUCCCGCAGCAGACGUUCCUCCUGCCCCUCGGGACACGCUGGAAGCUCUGCAGCAGAGAAUGGAGAGGUACAAAACGGCAGCGGCGCAGGCCAAGAGCAAAGGGGACGAUCGCAAGGCCAGGAUGCACGAGCGCAUCGUGAAGCAAUACCAAGACGCCAUCCGGGCUCACAAAGCAGGGAAAACAGUGGAUUUCUCGGAGCUGCCCGUUCCACCAGGCUUCCAGCCCAUCCAGGGCAUGGAGACGCCGUCUGGAGACCAAAGCAUCGCAGGAGUGCUGGAGACUGCCAUGAAACUGGCCAACCAGGAGGUCCAAGAGAAUGAGGAGGAGGCCAAGGAGACAAAGAAGCCUGCUCCCUGCCCCGCUCCGACGAGAGCAGCCACCUCUUCCCAGCCCAAGCAGCAGCCUCAGCAGCCCCCACGAGCAUCCUCGACGGGCGCCCCCUCGGCAGCAAAUUCCGCAGGAGUGGCUAAACCAGCCCCCAAGGGCACCACGAAAGCCCAGCAGCAGCUGGCCUUCCUGGAAGGCAGGAAAAAGCAACUGAUGCAGGCCGCGCUCCGAGCCAAGCAGAAGAACGACAUCGAGGGGGCGAAGCUGUUCCUGCGCCAGGCCAAAGGGCUCGACCCCAUGAUAGAGGCGUCGCAGAACGGCCUUCCCGUGGACAUAACCAAGGUCCCUGAAGCCCCGGUGAACAAGGAGGACUUCGUGCUGGUGCAGCGUCGGGGGGUUAACAUCUCCCCGGAGGCUGCCAGCCAGUACCUGGAGCUAAUGAAGCUGAUCAGGCAGCAGCACGAGAUGUGCGUGAAUUACUCCAAGCAGUUCACUCACCUGGGGAACAUCGCGGAGACGACCAAGUUCGAGAAGAUGGCUGAGGACUGCAAGCAGAACAUGGAGAUCCUGAAGCAGGCCCAUGCCAGAGGCUUCCCUCUGCCCAAGUACCACUACGAGCAGAGGACCUUCAACAUCAUCAAGAUCUUCCCCGAACUGAACAGCAACGACAUGGUGCUGUCUAUAGUGAAGGGCAUCAAUCUCCCAGCCCCGCCAGGUGUGGCUCCCAAUGACCUGGAUGCCUUUGUGCGCUUCGAGUUCCCCUAUCCCAACGCGGAGGAAGCUCAAAAGGACAAGACCAACGUGAUCAAAAACACGGAUUCUCCUGAAUUCAACGAGCGGUUCAAGCUGUACAUUAACCGGGGCCACCGUGGGCUCAAGCGGGUCAUCCAGACCAAAGGCAUCAAGUUCGAAGUGGCGCACAAAGGGGGGUUGUUCAAGACGGAUCGUGUCAUUGGGACGGCCCAGCUGAAGCUCGAGGCCCUGGAGACCGCUUGUGAGGUCCGGGAGAUCGUCGAGCUGCUGGAUGGCCGCCGCCCCACGGGGGGGAAGCUGGAGGUGAUCGUCCGGAUACGAGAGCCCCUGAGCUCCCAGCAGCUGGAGACGAGAACGGAGAGGUGGCUGGUUAUCAACCCCAGCACCAUGCCGCCGGUCGCCGUUCCCAAACCCAGACCGGCGGCUGCGCCGAUAAAGGACACAGGCAACAGCAAACCUGCCCGUGCGCUGCCCAGUCUCAACCUGCUGGGCUUCGACCGGGAGAAACUGGAGAAAAAGAUGCUGGCGUACAAGCAGGCUCACCGGCAGCUCCCCAACGAGGUGCUGGAGCAGUACCAGGACGUGCUCCAGCGGACCCAGUGGCUGCGGGCGCAGCUGCAGCAUGGCACGCCGGCCUUCCGGAAAGAAUACCUGGCCCAGCUGGAGCGCUACCUGCAGCUCUAUACGGACACGGCGCGGCGCCUGGGCACUGAGGGCAACCGGGAUGCGGCCAAGGAAGCUCUUUACAAGAGGAAUUUGGUGGAGAGCGAGCUGCAGAAGCUGCGCCGAUGAGCCGCGUUCCCGCCCGGAGCCGGCCCCGCUGCGACAAUCACCCGGCGGCCGGGAGCAUCCGUCUCCGGCGGGAGGGCCGAGGCGAGGCCCCGCGGGAUCAGCGCUGCUAUUCCUUCCCCUCCCUGAUCCCGCCACCGCCGCUGCUGCUCCUGGCCCCGCUCCCGCGCUUUGCACGUGUCCCUCGGCGCCGGCGGCCGCUCCGGCACCGCGGGAUCCCCCUCGUCCUCUCCCCGGGGCCCUUCCUCCGAACCAAAGCGCCGGCUCCUCCGCUCCCGCUGCUCUAAGUGCCUGGCUCCGGGCUCGGCCCCGGGGCCUCCGGAGGCGGCGCGGACGUGGGAUGCCAGAGCCGCCCCCCCCGCCCACCCUGCCGGGUUCUUCCGUGCUUUCAGAGACAAAUCUAUAAAGUUUAUAAGAAUC
Messenger RNA from Rhea pennata, 3495 nucleotides. It is a transcript of the gene CC2D1A, whose product is annotated as coiled-coil and C2 domain containing 1A. Gene Ontology annotation, molecular function: RNA polymerase II cis-regulatory region sequence-specific DNA binding; DNA-binding transcription repressor activity, RNA polymerase II-specific. Gene Ontology annotation, biological process: regulation of transcription by RNA polymerase II. The record is from RefSeq and is a predicted model, not a curated record. The transcript is spliced from 30 exons. NCBI's taxonomy places the organism in Eukaryota, Metazoa, Chordata, Aves, Rheiformes, Rheidae. Gene Ontology annotation, cellular component: nucleus. The coding region runs from base 100 to 3078 and encodes 992 amino acids.